AUGUGGGAGAGAACACUGCAAGAUCUCAUCCGCGGGCUCCGCGCUAACAAGAAAGACGAGUCCCAAUUCAUUGCCAAGGCAGUCGAUGAAAUUCGCAAGGAGAUCAAGGGCGACGACAUGGAGCUCAAGGCGGGGGCAGUCCUGAAAUUAACCUAUCUUGAUAUGCUUGGAUAUGACAUGAAAUGGGCGUCCUUCCAUGUUGUCGAGGUCAUGUCCUCCCCCCGGUUUCAUCUAAAAAGCGUCGGAUAUCUUGCCGCGGUACAAUCAUUCGACCAGGAGACCGAUGUUCUCAUGCUCACGACAAACCUUCUCAAGAAAGACCUGACUUCUACACCAGCAGACAUCUCUGUAACACUCAAUGGGCUCUCCCAUAUUGUCACUCCAGAUCUUGGCCGCGAUCUCUCCUCCGAACUCAUGACAAUGUUGACCCAUUCGCGUGCGCAUAUUCGGAAACGCGCUAUUCUGGCGCUCUACAAGGUUAUGGACACAUAUCCCGAAGCUUUAGCUCCGGGAGUAGCGCGUUUGAGGGAGAAAUUGGAUGACCCUGACCCAGGUGUUGUGGCCUCGACAGUCAAUGUUCUAUGCGAACUGGCUCGAAAGCGCCCAGAAGACUACCUCAUCCUGGCGCCACAACUCUUCCACCUGCUUCAGACUUCAAGCAACAAUUGGAUGCUCAUCAAAAUUAUAAAGUUGUUUGGCUCCUUGUCUCCCCAUGAACCCCGUCUCGUCAAGAAACUUCAACCACCCAUUACGGAAUUGAUUUCGACGACCCCAGCAAUAUCACUUCUUUAUGAGUGUGUUCACACCUGCAUCAUUGGAGGCAUGUUGCAAGGGUCCUCCGGUGAUUCGCUCGCUAGGUUAUGCGUUUCCAAGCUCGCAGCAUUCAUCCAAGACACCGACCAGAAUCUGAAGUAUAUCGCCCUUCUUGCUCUCGUCAAGAUUGUGCCUACCCAUCCCCAUCUAGUUGCCGAGUAUCAAGACACCAUUCUUGCCAGCGUUAAUGACCAUGACAUGAGUAUUCGAAUGCGAGCUCUUGAUCUGGUGUCUGCUAUGGUUACAUCCCAUAAUAUCCAAUCAAUUGUGCAACAAAUUCUUUCGCAUCUUGUUGCUGACUCCUCGACAACCGCACUACCUACCGCAGCACAGUCCUUGGCCCAACAGGCCAACUCCCCGACCAUUUCUACCCCACACAUUUCCCCCACACAGUCACCCGCAUACCGCCUGGUCCUUUCGCAACGCAUUCUUCAUAUUUGCUCCCAGUCGUUAUACGAGAACAUCACCAACUUCGAGUGGUACUUGUCGGUUCUCGUCGAUUUGGCUCAUAUCGCCAAUGUGGAUGUUGGUGCCCAAAUACGAGAUCAGCUGGUUGAUGUGGUCGGAAGAGUGAAGGGAGUACGACGCUACGCCGUGAAGCUAAUGUACACACUAUUGUGUGACGACACAAUACUGCACAAUGCACGAGAAGAGGGUAGCUGUUCAGAGGUGUUAUGGGCAGCAGCCUGGAUAUGCGGGGAAUACUGCAGUGAACUGGCAGAACCCCAAAAGCUGCUACCAUACCUUUUACAGUCGCAGAUAGCCAUUCUCCAUCCAGAAAUAAUCGCUGUCUACAUCCAAACCAUAUCCAAAAUAUUCGGAAGCUGGGCUGCAGAAGUAGCUGAGCGAUGGGAUGACGAAGACAUGGUCGAGGUGAAGAGCACUGUCGAUUUGAUCAUCAAUGGGAUCAAGGUAUUUACCGGUAAUGCCGAUGUGGAGGUGCAAGAGCGGGCCGCGAAUACGCUGCAACUCUUUAACUUCAUCCAGGCAGAUUUGAAUGGGUAUAAGCCUCUGCCCCCCAACAAUCCCUUCGCGGAGGCUUCUUCGUCGUUUGACCCUGUGGGGUCAGCGGAGCCACGAUUCCCAAAGAGCUUGUAUCUUAUUCAGCCGCUGCACAGCGCUUAUGAGCUGAAUCCCGUCGCCUUGCUGGCCCAAGCCAGCGUUCCCGUUCCCGAGGGACUCGAUCUCGAUGUUUGGUUUGUCGCGCCGCCACCGGAACCCGCCGCCAAACCAGAGCUCAAAACUCCCAAGUCGAGCAAGGGCAAAGGCAAGGAAGUCAACGGGAGCAAGUCUAAAAGCAAGAAGAAGCAGAAGGAGAGUGAUGCGAAUGGUGUAGUCGUCCUGACACCAGUAGUGGACGAGGAGCCAGAAGACCACGAAGCGAGAGAGAGGAGGCUUGCCGAGCGGCGAGAACGACUCCGCGAUGAUCCGUACUACAUUAUUGAUGAUCGGUCGGCAUCAACCUCCCGGCAAGCGACACACGACGACAUUGACUCCAUUCCGGUCGUCCAUCUCGAUGAUAUGCCUUCCAUGUCUUCAAUCGAUGAUUCUCACCUCCCAACACUGCGCGCCGAGGCUGUGCCGAGCCACCAUGUGGCAUAUACUAUUGAUCGCGACGGUGAAAUGCCUGCCGGUGCCGUGUCGCCACAGCCCACCUCAACGCGAGAAGGCAGUCACACAUCUACGCGAGCAACAACUCCCGCCCUCACCGGCAGCAGUACCCCAUCAUAUGUCUCGUCCUUCCCCCAAUACGAUGUUCCAGACGCGGACGUUCGGACCAGCACGCCUGAACCGAUCAAGGUCACUCGGACGAAAAAGAAGACGAAGAAACGGACACAGGACAGCAGUGCGCUUGUAGAGUCUACUUCAUAG
This is a messenger RNA of Mycena indigotica, 2685 nucleotides long. Its product is annotated as AP-3 complex subunit delta. The record is from RefSeq and is a predicted model, not a curated record. Gene Ontology annotation, cellular component: endosome membrane; membrane coat; AP-3 adaptor complex. The transcript is spliced from 11 exons. Gene Ontology annotation, biological process: protein targeting to vacuole; Golgi to vacuole transport. Lineage: Eukaryota; Fungi; Basidiomycota; Agaricomycetes; Agaricales; Mycenaceae. The coding region runs from base 1 to 2685 and encodes 894 amino acids.